UAAAAUUCUUAAGUCAAUGUGAUUUUAAGCAAAGUUGUUAAGAUUUUUCUUAACCCUUAUGCUUCACUAUCUGUUCUCCCUUUUUGUUAAACGAUAUCUCCCAAUGAGUUGUUCUUCCUUAACCCAUGGCAAAGCCAAUGGUGCUACAAUCUGCAAUGUCAAAUCUCUUCGAUACUUUUUCGUAGAAAAUGUUUAUAUAAUUUUGAAGGUGAUUUCACCAUUUUAUGUUAAGAAUAAUUUUAUUAAAAUUUAUCAAAUUGAUUUAUGACCUUAAGGGCUAUUUGUAAUAGAAUUUUGAGUAUUUUAGCAGUGGCUUGUUUUGAUAAGAACAGUAGGGCUCUUUUGGUUGUGAACAUGGUUCUUUUGAAUUUACCGAUCAGACAAUUCUUCGGUUAAAGGUUUUAUAGUGUAAUACCUGAUAUUUAUGUGACUAAAUUUGUUAAAAUAGUGUUUAGUAUCAAGGAUGUGUUAAUGUUAGUUGUGAAUUAGCCAAAAUAGGUAAGAGAACUUUACCAAAAAGAUUGAAAUAUUUCCUUUUAUUAAUCUAACUUAAUCAUAGUCUAAUAUCUAUUACGCGGUGAAGUAAUUGU
Messenger RNA from Moneuplotes crassus, 590 nucleotides. The record is from the annotation of a GenBank genome assembly. Lineage: Eukaryota; Ciliophora; Spirotrichea; Euplotida; Euplotidae.